AUGACUAUGCGAGGAACAGUGGCAGCGUGUAUGGUGGUGGUGUGUGUUGUGGCCCUGUUGGCAGAACAGGCUGAGGGACAUUUCACUUUCUUCAGUCCUAAAGAGAUGAGGGUGAUGAAGGAGAGAGAAGGGAAGAAGGACGUGGAGCCGCGCUCUGAGGACGGCAUGUUUGAGGAGACGUCAGUUUCUCCAAUACCAGAAGAAGACAGAAGUGCCUCCCCGGGGCAAACUGUGGAGAUAGGGGUCAAAUUAACCGCCAAACAGUUGGAGCAUGUGGGCCCUGUCUUGGGAGACAUGCUACAGAAGGUUCUGAAUGAAGCGGAAAAAGGUGAGGAAGAGACACAGGGCCAAGAUUUUGUAUUUGCGUAA
Chanos chanos (milkfish) is the source of this 369-nucleotide messenger RNA. It is a transcript of the gene mlnl, whose product is annotated as motilin-like. The record is from RefSeq and is a predicted model, not a curated record. NCBI's taxonomy places the organism in Eukaryota, Metazoa, Chordata, Actinopteri, Gonorynchiformes, Chanidae. Gene Ontology annotation, molecular function: hormone activity. The transcript is spliced from 3 exons. Gene Ontology annotation, cellular component: extracellular region. The coding region runs from base 1 to 369 and encodes 122 amino acids.